AUGUCGUUGGAGCACGAGAAGGAUCCCGGAUGGCAGUACCUGCGUCGGUCUCGCGAGCAGAUGCUCGAGGUUCUCUAAUUAUUUCUCGACCAUCUUACUUACUUUCCUGGCAGUUAUAUCAUGUAUUCAUUUUUCGGUGGCACAUUUUCUCUUUAAUUUGAACCGGUUUGGAUACCUUCCGAUUAUCUUAGAGUAUAAUUAUCUUCAUAAUAAUAUUAUUGAAUAUUUAAUCUAAUAGUCCAACAAUAUGAUCUCAAUAUUUUCAUUCGAAACUCUAAACUUGGAUAGAAACUUUCAAAAAAUAUCAUGAUACUCUGAAGACAUUUAUUGAAAAAUCUCUGAAGUCAAGCUUAUUCGCUCCAUUGAACUUAUUUAAACAAAACUGCAAGAUCUAUUUCAAAUACUUAUGAGUAUUCGCCAGCCUUUUCUAGCUUGAUUUUGAAUAAUAGAAAUCCCUAACCUUAUCUGAAUUACAAUAGUCCUUCGAAAGAAUUUUUUUCCUGACGUAUUUGAUCUUGUAAAAAAACUGGUCUAAAUUUUUUUUAUAGCCGAAUUUUUUUAUUUUUUUAAGAAAUCUUAUUACGAUUUUUCUCACUUUUUUCAGCCAAGAGAACUAUAGUGGAACGCCCAGUUGACCUUUUUCUAAUUCCAACAAUUUCCGCUUUUAGAAAAAAAUUAGACAGAAGAAAUAUUUGAGUUUUCUACAUCAAAUUGUUUCUUAACAUUCAAAAAUAAUCAAAAACUAGUUUAGUUUUUUUAUUUCAAUUGAGAAAAAAACACUUACAAAAUAAAGUUUCUCUUCACGAAUGAUCCUACCUUUACAAUAAGGACUAACUAGUUGAAAUAUGGGAUAUAAAGUUGUAAUUUAACUUGCUUUAGUUGUAUUGAAAGCUUCAACAAGUACAAUAACUUAUAUGGGUAUUCAAAGAAAAAAGUUUUAAUCAUUUCAUUUGAAAAUCUAUUCAUCUAACCAUUUUUCAAGAAGCUUUGCCUAUGAUAGAACAUUUGAAAUUCUUCAAUCCUUUCAAAAAAUUCGUCUCACGUGGUCAGUUGGAAAUGGUUAAAGUUACUAUUGACCUUAACUUCUUUUUCCCAGUUAAAGGAGCUCAAAAUUACAACUAAUUUUUUAUUUUUCUCAUGACGCUUCUUCCAAAUGAAAAAAAGGUAUAAAAAAGCUCCGUGGAAGUACUACGCAUUCUGCUCAUUUCAAAAUGGUCAUAAACUACGAUCUUCAACUCUUUAGCUAGCUUCGGACUUACUAUAGAUCUAAAAAAUUCCAGAAAAAAAUUCCACCGUAACCUAUCCAAAUGUGACACAGAUCAUGACUACCAUACAGCCUCCUCUCUAUUACCGUUCCAAUCCAACUAACCCGACUUCAGGACCAAUCGCGACCCUACGACUCGAAGAAGAACGUUUGGGUGCCGGACGCAGAAGAGGGCUACCUGGCCGGUGAGAUCAAAGGCCCAGGACCGAAGGCCGACACGGUCAUCGUCACCGUCGGCGAGAAAGAUGUCCGUGGAGGAGCAUCUUCUGAAUCUCGACGAUGACGUUGUCGUUGCAGGUGACGCUGAAGAAGGAUCUCGUCCAGGAGAUGAACCCUCCAAAGUUCGAGAAGACCGAGGACAUGUCCAACCUGACUUUCCUCAACGACGCCUCCGUUCUUGCCAACUUGCGAGCUCGAUAUGCUGCCAUGCUCAUCUACGUGAGUUUUUUCCUUUCUAUUUUGGGUUUAUUUUAUUUUUUUAAGUACGUAAACAUUUUUUUUUUCUGAUUUUUAACGUUUUUCUCUAAAAAGUUUAUUUGAGAUAAAUUUUCAUUUUGUACUUCUUUUCAAAGUAGGUGAGUUUUCAAAAUUCUUGAUUCUUAGUUUAUUAUCCUUCGAAGGCGUUAAGUAGUGUUAUCUUUUUUUAUUGUAUAAAAAUUGAAUUUUUCUGUUAUAUACUUCAAAAAAAUUGAAAAAAAUCAAACUUUGAUCAUUUCAAACAGUUCCUAAGUUUUAUGAUCGAUCAGAAAUUUUUUUGAUGGGACUAAAGAAAAAAAUCUGAAAUUUUUUUCUAUGAAUAAAUUAAAUUCUGAUUCUGUUUUUUUUUAUUACGUGUAAACGUCGUUGAAUUUUUUUAAUUUGAAAGCCUAAAAAUCUCUAAAUUUCGAAGUUUCAAACUACUACAAGCUAAUUUUUUUAUUGCUUGUUCAUAUUCAAGAAAAAAAUUCUACAAAAAAAUUUUUUUCCCAUUUUCUCUCGAUUAAAAAGUUUCAAAAAUUCAAUAUUUCAGUGUUCAUAAAAGCUUCCAUUUUGUCAAAUUUACUCAAUUUAACCUUCCAAGUUGAUUUUUUUCUUUCUAAACGAUAUUUAAAAAGAGCACCUACCAAUUUUUUUAUUAAUAAUUUUUUUAGAUCUUUGAACAUUUCGUUAGCUACACGGUUUCAAAUCCUAAAAAAAUCUUUUUCAGUUUGAAAAAAAGUCUGGUAGAACUGUUGAAGCUUAUUUCAUUUGGAGUCUCAUCAAUUUUGAUCAAUUUAUCAACUAAACUGUUUAUAGUCCAAAAAAAACUGAUAAGAUUUGCGUAAUUGGCUAGACGGCGGCUGCGCGGCUCAUCUUGAACUCGGGCUCUCGAGGAGCUGCCAGUCGAUGAUUGCGCAAACAUGCUCACGGUUAUAUCGCCCCACACACAAACUCUUUUCCGAUGCCAUCCACCACCACCACACAUAAACACACACGGGGCGAAAUGGGGGCCGAUUCCAGUUAUAUCUUCACUUUUUUUCUUCUUCUUCUUGGACGCGGCGCCCUGUAUAUUUGUUCUUCAUAUCCACCUCCCCACGCUUUGGUGGGAUCUAGGCGGCAAGCGUCCAAUGAUUUAUCACCCGACAAAGAAACGUGUGGAAAAAACCAAAGUUGAGAAGAAGCAAGAAGCACCAAAAAAACACAAGAAAGCACAAAAAUUGGUCUCGAAAAGAAGAAAGUCGAGAAAAAAAAAUCGGAUCUCUGAGCUCAACAAAUCAUGAAGAAGGAUUCCCGCUAAUCGAGAUCAAAUUUCAGACCUACUCCGGCUUGUUCUGCGUGGUGAUCAACCCCUACAAGCGUCUGCCGAUCUACACCGACUCGGUCGCCCGAAUGUUCAUGGGCAAGCGAAGAACCGAGAUGCCGCCUCACUUGUUCGCCGUCUCCGACGAAGCCUACCGAAACAUGCUUCAAGAUCACGAAAAUCAGUCCAUGCUCAUCACCGGAGAGUCUGGUGCUGGAAAAACCGAAAACACGAAGAAAGUUAUCUCCUACUUCGCCACGGUCGGUGCCAGUCAGAAGGCCAAGGCCGCGACUGAAGAGAAGGUCGUCACCCUUGAAGACCAGAUCGUCCAGACCAACCCCGUCUUGGAGGCUUUCGGUAACGCCAAGACUGUCAGAAACAACAACUCUUCCCGAUUCGGAAAGUUCAUCCGAAUUCACUUCAACCGACAUGGAACCCUCGCCUCUUGCGACAUUGAGCACUACCUCCUCGAGAAGUCUCGUGUCAUCCGUCAGGCUCCAGGAGAGCGUUGCUACCACAUCUUCUACCAGAUCUUCUCCGACUACAAGCCAGAGCUCAAGAAGCAACUCCUUUUGGACCUGCCACUCAAGGACUACUGGUUUGUCGCUCAGGCUGAACUGGCCAUUGACGGUAUCGAUGACGUCGAGGAGUUCCAACUUACGGACGAAGCCUUCGAUAUCCUGAAAUUCUCAGAGACUGAAAAGAUGGACUGCUACCGUCUCAUGUCUGGACACAUGCACAUGGGUAACAUGAAAUUCAAGCAACGUCCACGUGAAGAACAAGCCGAGCCUGAUGGUGAAGAUGAAGCCAAGAAAGCCGCCGCCAUGUUCGGAAUUGACGUCGACCAGUUCCUCAAGGCUCUUGUGUCUCCUCGUGUCAAGGUCGGAACCGAAUGGGUUUCCAAGGGACAGAACGUUGACCAAGUCAACUGGGCUAUUGGAGCCAUGGCCAAGGGAAUGUACGCCCGCGUCUUCCACUGGCUGGUCAAGAAGUGUAACUUGACUCUUGAUCAGAAGGGUAUCGACCGUGACUACUUCAUCGGUGUGCUCGACAUCGCCGGUUUCGAAAUCUUCGACGUAAGCUAACCAAUUUCCUCCACAGAAAUUAGGAAUUUGUUUCAGUUCAACUCCUUCGAGCAGUUGUGGAUCAACUUCGUAAACGAGAAGCUCCAGCAAUUCUUCAACCACCACAUGUUCGUCCUCGAGCAGGAAGAAUACGCCAGAGAAGGAAUCCAAUGGACCUUCAUCGAUUUCGGUCUCGAUCUCCAAGCUUGUAUCGAGCUCAUCGAAAAGGUAAAUUGAAAAUUUGUAUGAAUAAUUCUCUUUUUUUUUCAGCCGCUCGGUAUCAUCUCCAUGCUUGAUGAAGAAUGCAUCGUCCCCAAGGCUACGGAUCUGACCUACGCUCAGAAGUUGAUCGACCAGCAUCUUGGCAAGCACCCCAACUUCGAGAAGCCCAAGCCACCAAAGGGCAAGCAAGGAGAAGCUCACUUCGCCAUGCGGCACUACGCCGGAACUGUCCGAUACAACGUCUUGAACUGGCUGGAGAAGAACAAGGACCCUCUCAACGACACCGUCGUCACCGUCAUGAAGGCGUCGAAGAAGAACGACCUUUUGGUCGAGAUCUGGCAAGACUACACCACCCAGGAAGAGGCCGCCGCUGCCGCUAAGCGUGAGUUUCCUUCUUUUUCAGUAUAUCUUGGAAAACUUUGAAAUUACAGAAGGCGGAGCUCGCAAGGGAGGAAAGUCUGGAUCUUUCAUGACCGUCUCCAUGAUGUAUCGCGAAUCGCUCAACAAGCUCAUGACUAUGCUCCACAAGACUCAUCCUCACUUCAUCCGUUGCAUCAUCCCCAACGAAAAGAAGAAGUCUGGCAUGAUCGACGCCUCCUUGGUCCUCAACCAGCUCACCUGUAACGGUGUGCUUGAAGGCAUCCGUAUUUGCCGUAAAGGUUUCCCCAACAGAACCCUCCACCCUGACUUCGUCCAACGGUACGCCAUCUUGGCCGCUAAGGAAGCCAAGGGAACCAGCGACCCCAAGAUCAACGCCGGCGCCAUUCUCCAAGCUUUGGUCAACGAAAAGAAGCUCGGCGAGGAGCAGUUCCGUAUCGGUCACACGAAAGUCUUCUUCAAGGCCGGAGUCGUCGCCCACAUCGAAGACUUGCGUGACGAGAAGCUCAACAACAUCAUCACCGGUUUCCAGUGUGCCAUUCGUCACUACCACGCCUUGGAAGAGGCUGGAGCUCGUCGCAAGCAGCUCAACGCCUACAUUGUGCUCCAGCGCAACAUCCGCUCUUGGUGCGUGCUACGUACCUGGGACUGGUUCUUGCUGUUCGGACGUCUUCGCCCGCAACUCAAGUGUGGAAAAAUGGCUGAGGAGAUGAUCAAGAUGGCCGAAGAGCAGAAGAUCCUGGAGGCUGAAGCCAAGAAAUUGGAAGCUGAACGAUUGGCCCAGGAGGAGAAGUACAACAAGCUCAACGCUGACCGCAACAAGUUGUUGGAGCAGCUCGAAAUGAGUCAAGGAGGUUCCGCUGCCAUCGAGGAAAAACUCACGCGGUUGAACCAUGGCCGUCAAGAAGUUGAGAAGAGCCUCAACGAAACUAACGACAAACUUUCCGAACACGAGGAGAAGAACGCAGAACUGGAAAAGAUCCGUCGCAAGGCGCUUCAGGAGGUUGAGAACAUGAAGAAGUCGAUCGAAGCCGUUGACGCCAACCUGAACAAAUCUCUUGAAGAGAAGGCGGCCAAGGAGAACCAGAUCCGUUCUCUGCAAGACGAAAUGAACUCCCAGGACGAAACCAUCGCCAAGGUCAACAAGGAGAAGAAGCACAUGGAGGAAGUCAACCGUCAGCUCAUCGACGACUUGCAAGCCGAGGAGGCCAAGCAAGCUCAGGCUAACCGCCUGCGCGCCAAGCUUGAGCAGACCCUCGACGAAAUGGAAGAAGCCGUCGAACGCGAGAAGCGCAUUCGCUCUGAAACUGAAAAGUCGAAGAGGAAGGUGGAGAGUGAGCUGAAAUCAGCUCAGGAGACCAUCGACGAAAUGACGGCGACGAAGCAAGAAGCUGACUCUUCCUUGAAGAAGAAGGAAGCCGACCUGCACGCCCUCGGUGUCCGAAUCGAAGAUGAGCAGGCCGUCGCCACGCGACUUACGCGUCAGUCCAAGGAAAAUGCUCAGCGAAUCAUUGAGAUCGAAGACGAACUGGAGCACGAGCGUCAGUCUCGCUCCAAAGCCGACCGUGCACGUGCUGAGCUCCAACGCGAGCUGGAUGAACUCAACGAUCGCCUCGAUGAGCAAAGCAAGCAGAUGGAGCAGCAGCUAGAAAACAACAAGCGCAAGGACGCUGAAAUCAUCAAGUCGCGACGUGACCUUGACGAGAAGAACAUGGGUAACGAGGACCAGAUGAACAGCAUCCGUCGCAAGAACAACGACCAAAUCUCUGACUUGACUAACACUUUGGAUGCGCUCCAAAAGACCAAAGCACGAAUCGACAAGGAGAAGGGUGUCCUCCAAAAAGAACUGGACGACAUCAACUCUCAGGUUGACCAGGAAACCAAGGCCCGUGUCGAACAGGAGCGCCUUGCCAAGCAGUACGAGAUCCAAGUUGCUGAGUUGCAGCAGAAGGUGGACGAGCAGUCGCGCCAGAUCGCUGACUACUCCAGCACCAAGGUCCGUCUUGCCAACGACAACAACGACCUCGUUCGUCAAGUAGAAGAACUGGAGAUCCAGUUGGCCACCAUCAACCGCGCCAAGACUGCCUUCUCUUCUCAACUUGUUGAGGCCAAGAAGGCCGCCGAGGAUGAGCUCCACGAGCGUCAAGAGUUCCACGCCACGUGCAAGAACCUCGAACACGAACUUGACCAGUGCCACGAGCUUCUCGAAGAGCAGAUCAACGGCAAAGACGACAUUCAGCGUCAGCUGAGCCGCAUCAACUCAGAAAUCUCUCAAUGGAAGGCUCGUUACGAAGGAGAAGGUCUUGUCGGCUCUGAAGAGCUGGAAGAGCUCAAGAGAAAGCAGAUGAACCGUAUGAUGGACUUGCAGGAAGCUUUGUCCGCCGCUCAGAACAAGGUUAUUUCCUUGGAGAAGGCCAAGGGCAAACUUCUUGCCGAAACCGAAGACGCCAGAUCCGACGUCGACAGACAUCUGACCGUCAUCGCCUCUCUUGAGAAGAAACAACGUGCUUUCGACAAGAUCGUCGAAGACUGGAAACGCAAGGUCGACGACAUCCAGAAGGAGAUCGACGCCACCACCCGUGAUUCUCGCAAUACUUCCACCGAAGUGUUCAAGCUCCGCUCAUCCAUGGACAACCUGUCAGAGCAAAUUGAAACGCUCCGCCGCGAAAACAAGGGCUACGCUCAGGAAAUCCGUGAUCUCAACGAGCAGAUCAGCCAGGGUGGCCGCAGCUACCAGGACAUCCAGAAACUUGUUCGCCGUCUUGAGCAGGAGAAGGACGAGCUGCAACACGCCUUGGACGAGGCUGAAGCCGCGUUGGAAGCCGAAGAGAGCAAGGUUCUCAGACUCCAGAUUGAAGUUCAGCAGAUCCGUUCUGAAAUCGAGAAGCGCAUCCAGGAGAAGGAGGAAGAGUUCGAGAACACUCGCAAGAACCACCAGCGUGCCUUGGAGUCCAUCCAAGCGUCUCUGGAAACAGAGUCCAAGAGCAAGGCCGAAUUGGCGCGUGCCAAGAAGAAGCUCGAAAGCGACAUCAACCAGCUGGAGAUCGCCUUGGACCACGCCAACAAGGCUAACGUUGACGCUCAGAAGAACCUCAAGAAGCUUUUCGACCAGGUGAAAGAGCUCCAAGGACAGGUCGACGAUGAACAACGACGCCGCGAGGAGAUUCGCGAGAACUACCUCGCCGCUGAGAAACGUCUUGCCGUUGCUUUGGCCGAGAGCGAAGACCUUGCUCACCGCAUCGAUGCUUCUGACAAGGUUGAAACUCCUCGGAUUUUUCACAAAAAAAAAUGAUUUUCAGAGCAAGAAGCAGCUGGAGUUGGAGCAGGCUGAGCUGAAAUCCGCCAACACCGAGCUCAUCGGAAACAACGCUGCCUUGUCCGCCAUGAAGCGCAAGGUCGAGAACGACGUCCAGAUUGCCAGGGUACUUUGAUCAUUUUACAAAUUGACCUACUUCAAAAAUGUUUCAGAACGAGUUGGACGAGUGCUUGAACGAACUCAAAGUCUCCGAGGAGCGCGCCCGCAAGGUAUGUCAACAGAUAAAUCCUAUCCUUUUCACUUUGUGACGCAGAUUUCGAAGCGCUUUGGGAAGAAGGGGAAAAGAUCAUAGAUUGAAAUAUAGAAUAGUAUAUAAGAAAUUUUGACGUUGUAAAGGUAGGCUUGCCAAAAAGUUGAGUUUCAAUGAUCUACCGACCAAGGUGAUUCUGAUGAAGUUGGACAAAGUCCAAAGCUUAACUAAAUACAGAGACUAACUGUCCACCAUUCUAAAAAGUUUGUAGUAGAAGAUGCUGCGCACUUGAGAGUCUUUACUAAGUAUCAUCCAAAACCAUUAUAUUCCAGGCUGCCGCCGACGCUGAUAGACUCGCCGAGGAAGUCCGCCAGGAGCAGGAGCACGCCGUCCACGUCGACCGUCAACGCAAGGCCCUCGAACUCACGUCCAAGGAACUUCAAGCCAAGAUCGACGACGCCGAACGCGCCAUGCUCCAAUGUAUAAAGCUUGGUCUAUUUUUGAAACUAUUCCGAAUUUCAGUCGGCGCCAAAGCCCUGGCCAAGGUCGAAGACAGAAUCCGACAACUCGAAGCCGAAUUCCACAGCGAGCAACGACGUCACCAGGAGUCCGUCAAGGGCUACACCAAGCAGGAACGCCGGUCACGCGAACUCCAAUUCCAGGUACCUUUCUUUGGUAUUCACUUCGGAGGAGAGAGUGAAUUGACAGGUGGAAGAGGACAAGAAGGCGUUCGAUCGUCUGCAAGAGAUGGUCGAGAAGCUCCAGCAGAAGAUCCGCGUCCAGAAGCGACAGAUUGAAGAAGCCGUGAGUUUCUUCGCUCUGUUUUGAUCCUCCCUUUUUCCCUUACGUGGAGUUUCCUAAUUUCGUCCUUGAAAGUCCAGCAGAAAAAUCUCAAAAAAAACUGCAAGUUUAAGGCUUCCAAUAUUUCAGACCUACUGAAAGUCCACCAAAAAGUCGAACCUAUAAAAAUUCUCAAACAUCUCUUAACUUUGCAUAAACUCGAGCGGAACACUUGCAGGAAGAAGUCGCGACACAGAAUCUGUCCAAAUUCCGACAGAUCCAACUCGCUCUCGAGAAUGCCGAAGAACGAGCCGAAGUCGCCGAAAAUUCACUGGUGCGCAUGCGUGGCCAGGUCCGCACCUCUGCCACCAAGUAA
Messenger RNA from Caenorhabditis auriculariae, 9349 nucleotides. NCBI's taxonomy places the organism in Eukaryota, Metazoa, Nematoda, Chromadorea, Rhabditida, Rhabditidae. The record is from the annotation of a GenBank genome assembly.